UCAGAGCGCAACGCCGCACGUAAUGAGCUAUUUGAGCGGGAUUUAUCGUACGGUCUCGUGACAGCACCGUCGCUGUUUUGUCGCGAGAUUCGUCUGAAAGAUUCGUAGCGAGAAAUGCAUACUUAUACUGUAUGGGAUAUAAAUGAAGUUAGACACCAUAAUUUGUAUCCUCUUUAUCUUUCAACAUGAUCAGUAUAAAAUUAUCUAUCUUUUGAUGUAUGAAUUUUUACAUUUCACCUUAAAAUGAAUUUAAAAAAUAUAUUAAGAAACAAAAUAUUUUUAGCUUUUUUUUUUAAAGUAAAAUUUGCAUCAACUUACGUUUUUUGAUCACUUGACCCGUGCAUUCACAAAAAUUACUUCAGAUUGGCACAUGCUUUGAGAAAAAUAGAAUUGAGUUGGAGUGCUGGUUAAAGUAUUUUGCUUUCGGACGUGAAAACAUUAAAAAAUCACAAAUCUCGUCUUCUUUUUUUCACCGGAAGUUGGAGGAAUAUUCUGAUAGAUUGGCGCGGGAUAUUGUAAAGCGGAAGGCAUCAGCUGUCCCUAGCACGGAUCAGUCCCACUUUCGUCCAUCUCAGCUGUCACCAUUUUCUGCCGAAAAUUCACCAAAUAGUGCUUUGCCAUCAACGUUUCCAUGUUCUAGGCCAAGUGAUGGUUCAUUAAAUGCUACUGGAGUGACCAUCUUGUUUCCUACACCUGCUUCCAAAAUGACGGACAGCAUUGUUCGUCAGCCCUCUGGAAGGCCACCUGACUUGCUGUCCACUCAACCUUUGCCAUGCUCACCACCAAGCUUGCCGUCCAGCCAACCUUUGCCAUGCUCACCAUCAAGCUUGCCGUCCAGCCAACCUUUGCCAUGCUCACCAUCUAUCUUACCAUCCACUCAACCUUUGCUAGGCUUGCACUCCAGUCAAUCUUUGCCAUGCUCACCAUCAAGCUUGCCAUCAUUUAAUGACAGCCAACCAACCCAGCCAACAGAUAGGCCUCCUGAACCAAUCUUGUUGCUGAGAUCUGAUGUUACAUGUAAUACUUCCAAUCCAUCGUUGGGGUAAAGAAAAGGCUUUUACCUGCAUGCCAGAAGCAGGAAUGUGGUCCUUGCAAGAUAUGUAAUUGUAAAUCUGUUAAAUAUUCCCAUCUGUUAAAUGUAAAAUCAGUUGAAUUAGUUGAACUCAUUAAGAAUUUAUGUCAUGUAGAUAUGGAAAGUUGUAUUUGUGCUAAAUGCAUGGCAAAAUACACAAAAAAAUUGAAGGAUCCCAUGUACACUCCACAAAAACAUAGGAAGAAAGAAAGGAGUGUUUGUUUUUUAUCGUUUUUUGAUAUGUGCACUGACACAUCUCAGAGAGAUUGUAAUUGCACUCUUGAAUCAUUCAAUAAUUGUUUUUCCUUAAAAUGUAUUUCAAUCCCGGAAACAUUAUCAUUAUGUAUAAAGCACCGCACACAGCUGUCACGGUUCCAGAAUUGGGAAUGCUGUUCUGUUUGUGAAGAUUAUAUUAAAACGGAAGACAGAAGGUAUUCAUGUGCAACGAUGGUUGACAUAGAUAAAGAGAGACUUAACAAUAUAAAUGAAAAUCUGUCUCUUAAUGCCGAGAGUAUUUUAUGCAGUUCAUGUUACAGAUACACUUUGAAACAAAUGAAUAAACCAGCUUCAUCAAUUGAUGAACUACAAAAAAUGCUGAAAAUUGAAGCUGCACAACAUGAAAUUAACAAGACAACUCAGGAAACAAUACCAGACAAAGUGUUGUAUGAUGUUUAUUCGUAUGUAUGUACAUUAUGUGAAAAAGAUAAAUGUUUUUUGCUUUUAACUGUAUACAAAUACUAUGUUUCAAAACUGAGAAUAAUAUGCAAGGAAGAUAUGUAUUAUGAACAUAUGAAGAAAAGCCCUUCAUAUCUUAACGGUAGGAUAAUUCAUAAGUUUGGUGAUCUUUUGUCUACGCACAGAAUUGCACGCAAAUAUGGUUUGUUUUAUUAUCCUUCACAUUUAUCACAUGAAGAUAUUCUAUGCGCUUGGCAUUUGUCACACUCAAAACUCAACAAGGUCCAAAGUAAUCAAUCAAGUGAUGAUAUUGAGAUGAUGGAUGAUGAAUCUUUUUCCUUCACUAAUACCGAAUCAGAUUGUAAUAUGCAGUUCAGAAAAAUUGCACUGGAAUGCAAUGAAUUAUUACGCAAACAAGGAAGGGACAUAACCGCUCAUUUUAUUGCGAACCCAAUGUCCUUAGCUGAAUUCAAAUUUGAGACUGCUUUUGAUUUAUUCACCCCCCUUAUUUGGAACAUUAUUUGUAUCAUAACAUCUACUCAGGAUGAGAUCAAAUUUUUCAAGCAAUCUGACAUGAAUAUUGUUAAAGAAUAUGUACAGUUUCCAUCUGAAAAAGGGCAGGCCAGUCACAGAAGGAAACAGAGAAGAGUUGCUACAAUACUCUUGUUGCAAUUCAUCAUAAAUGAUGAGAACAACUACCCUUUGCAUGUCAUUGUUGCCAACUGUGUCAAGAAAAUGUCUCAUUCAACAAAGUUGUUAAAGAUCUUAAAUCAAAUAGGAUUUUCUUGCUCUGAAAGUACAUUAGAUCGAUUCUUACAGGAUAUUCAUGAUAAACGUGCACAAGCUGGGCCCCUCUCUGAAAUUGAAACAUCUGCAUUUACCAUUGUGUCCAUUGAUAAUGUUGAUGUUGUCACUCCAUAUGCUGCUGUUACUUUUGAUAAAUCUAGAAGUUGACAUGGGACAUCCAUCAUGGCUCAGCAACCAAAACCAACAUCUGAAAUUUUACACAAAAAUGAGCAACUUGAUGUGCAAUAUGCAGGUCCUGUUCAGGCAGAUACAUCCUCUAUUGACAACCCAUCACCAUCAUUCAGUAUUGAGAAUCAAUCCCAGCCUGCCACUUUGGUAAGAAAACCCAAAGUGCGUAGAAGAUUAGCGACUUUAGAUUCAAGAGAGGGAAAAAAGACACACAAUGUGCUGUGUUUGCAUCGUAUGUUACAUGUAUAUGGAGUUUUAUUGUUACAAGAGCUCACAAAUUUGUUUGCAGUACUAAUUGCUGUCUCCAAAUAUAAGACCUGUCAACUAAUUUGACAAUUAAAGAACUUAUUUCUACAUGCACAUGUAUGUUAGUAUGCCUUGUUUCAUCAAGAUUUUUUCUUUUCUUGGAGUUAGACCUGAGAUCUACAUGUGUACAUAUAUAUUUAUCUGUGUCGUGAUUUGCACGAAGUCAAACCAAACUUUUCUUGACAGUUUGGUCUUUGAAGAAAUGGCAGAAACUAUUUUUGUUAUAAAACGGUAUCAAAAUCGGUUUGAUAUCUUUCUCGGCUGAAAACCAUAGUGCAAUGUGAAAAGAUAUUCAAUACUGAGACUAUUAUAUUUUACCUUUUAACAAACGUUUUAGUAUGCAGUCAUUUUGUUACCAUUGCAUUUAAGGAUCUCUUACAGACACUAUUUUUCAUGUGUGCCUACAUGUAGCAAUAUUGUGUUCAAGAUUUUAUUCUAUAUAAAGUUGUGUUAACAUUUUAUAUCAACAGGAAA
Molecule: messenger RNA, 3502 nt
Organism: Lytechinus variegatus (green sea urchin)
Lineage: Eukaryota; Metazoa; Echinodermata; Echinoidea; Temnopleuroida; Toxopneustidae
Exons: 3
Coding region: 1190-2701 (503 amino acids)
Source: RefSeq, a predicted model, not a curated record